Molecule: messenger RNA, 8209 nt
Organism: Zootoca vivipara (common lizard)
Lineage: Eukaryota; Metazoa; Chordata; Lepidosauria; Squamata; Lacertidae
Gene: LAMC1
Product: laminin subunit gamma 1
Biological process (GO): tissue development; axon guidance; animal organ morphogenesis
Cellular component (GO): basement membrane
Source: RefSeq, a predicted model, not a curated record
GAGAGAGGGCGUCGGGUGUGUGCUGCUGCUGCUGCAUGUAAAGUUGCUGCCUGCGACUCCCGGGGCCGGGCUCCUCCUCUUGCGUCCGUCCGCUUCCCCUGCGCGGCUGCAAAGGCGACGAGGUCGCGAGGGCCGUGGGUUUCCCGCGGGUGAGCCGCUCGGCGAGGCAGGGAGAGAGGCAGGCAGGGGCGCGGGAGAGCCAGUUCGUGGGGCGAGCGAGCGAGGGAGCGAGCGGGAUGGAGUUGCGGCUGGGGCUGGGGCUGCUGGUGGUGCUGGCGGGGCUUUGCGACGGCGCCAUGGACGAGUGCGCGGACGAGGCGAGCGGGCGGGCGCAGCGCUGCAUGCCCGAGUUCGUCAACGCCGCCUUCAACGCCACCGUGGUGGCCACCGACACGUGCGGCAGCCCCUCCGAGGAGUACUGCGUGCAGACGGGCGUCACCGGGGUCACCAAGUCGUGCCACCUGUGCGACGCGCAUCAGCCUCACCUGAGCCACGGCGCCGCCUUCCUCACCGACUACAACAACCAGGCCGACACCACCUGGUGGCAGAGCCGCACCAUGCUGGCCGGCGUCCAGUACCCCAACACGGUCAACCUCACCUUGCACCUCGGAAAGGCCUUUGAUAUUACAUACGUACGCCUGAAAUUUCACACCAGCCGGCCGGAGAGCUUUGCCAUCUACAAACGCACUCGGGAAGAUGGUCCUUGGGUGCCUUACCAGUACUACAGUGGCUCAUGCGAGAACACCUACCGCAAAUCCAGUCGUGCCUUCAUCAGGACCGGGGAGGAUGAACAGCAGGCCGUUUGCACGGACGAAUUCAGUGACAUCUCUCCACUCACAGGAGGCAACGUAGCCUUUUCAACACUCGAGGGCAGGCCCAGCGCUUACAACUUUGACAACAGCCCUGUCUUACAGGAAUGGGUAACUGCUACUGAUAUCAGAGUAAGCCUUAAUCGCCUGAACACCUUUGGAGAUGAAGUUUUUAAUGACCCCAAAGUUCUCAAGUCUUAUUACUAUGCCAUUUCUGACUUUGCUGUGGGUGGCAGGUGUAAAUGCAACGGCCACGCAAGCGAGUGUAUGAAGAAUGAAUAUGGAAAGCUCUCCUGCAACUGCAAGCACAAUACCUUUGGGGUGGACUGUGAAAAGUGCCUCCCUUUUUACAACGACCGGCCUUGGAGAAGAGCAACGUCAGAGAGUGCCAACGAAUGUUUGCCUUGUAACUGCAAUGGCCGGUCACAGGAGUGCUACUUUGAUCCUGAGCUCUACCGUUCCACGGGCCACGGUGGCCACUGCACAAGCUGCUUUGGGAAUACCGACGGGCCAAACUGCGAGAGGUGCCGGGAGAAUUUCUACCGCCUUGGGAGUGAGGAAUCGUGCCUGCCAUGUAACUGCAACCCCGUGGGUUCCCUCAGCACUCAGUGUGACAACUAUGGGCGGUGCAGUUGUAAAUCUGGUGUGAUGGGCGACAAAUGUGAUAGAUGCCAGCCCGGCUUCCACUCUCUCACAGAGGCCGGUUGCAGGCUGUGUUCUUGCAAUCCUGCUGGCAGUAUGGACGAGUGCAACGUGGACACAGGGCGUUGUACCUGCAAAGACAAUGCUGAGGGCUUCAAUUGUGAAAGGUGCAAACCUGGCUUUUUUAACUUGGAUCCUGCCAAUCCAAGGGGAUGCACUCCCUGCUUUUGUUUUGGGCACUCAUCUGUCUGUACCAAUGCCGUUGGAUACAGCACCUACCGAAUUACCUCCAGCUUUCAGUUUGGUGAGGAAGACUGGCAUGCAGAACAGCGAGAUGGCACUGAAAUCUCAGUUCAAUGGAUUAGUGAGACUCAAGACAUAUCUGUGAUCUCAGAAACUCCCUUUCCCAUCUACUUCAUUGCACCAGGCAAGUUCCUUGGGAAUCAAAUCUUGAGUUACGGCCAAAACGUGACAUUCUCUUUUCGGGUCGAUAGGCGGGACACACGCCUUUCUGCGGAGGACAUAGUGCUUGAAGGCGCUGGCCUGAGAGUGUCCGUACCUCUGAUUGCUCAAGGCAACUCCUAUCCCAGUGAGAGCAGCCUGAAAUAUGCCUUCAGACUCCAUGAAGCUGCAGAUUAUCCAUGGAGACCUUCUCUUACCCCGUUUGAGUUCCAGAAGCUGCUGCACAACUUAACAGCAAUCAAGAUCCGUGGGACCUACAGCGAGAGGAGUGCUGGAUAUUUGGAUGAUGUCACUAUUGUGAGCGCUCGGCCCGGGUCUGGAACACCAGCAACUUGGGUGGAGAGCUGUACAUGUCCCACGGGAUACUUGGGGCAGUUCUGUGAACGAUGUGCCCAGGGCUACAGGAGGGAGACCCCUAAUCUUGGGCCCUACAGUCCGUGUGUGCCUUGCUUCUGCAAUGGGCACAGUGAAACAUGCAACCCUGAAUCGGGAGCCUGUGACUGCAGGGACAACACAGCAGGCCCUCACUGUGAGAAGUGCAGUGAUGGCUAUUAUGGAGAUGCAACCACAGGCAGCUCUUCCGAUUGCCAGCCGUGUCCAUGUCCAGGGGGGUCAAGCUGUGCCAUAGUACCCAAAACCAAGGAGGUGGUGUGCACCAGUUGCCCAGCUGGUACUACAGGCAAACGGUGUGAAUUGUGCGAUGAUGGCUAUUUUGGAGAUCCUCUUGGUGAGAAUGGCCCCGUCAGGCUUUGCCGCCUCUGCCAGUGCAGUGACAACAUUGACCCCAAUGCUGUUGGGAAUUGCAACCGCUUGACGGGCGAAUGUCUGAAGUGCAUCUAUAAUACGGCUGGUUUCUACUGUGACCGGUGCAAAGAUGGAUUCUAUGGGAAUCCCUUGGCUCAGAAUACAGAGGACAAGUGCAAAGCUUGCAACUGCAAUCCUUACGGCACGGUGAACUUACAGACCAACUGCAAUCAAGUCACGGGGCAGUGUGAGUGCCUCCCACACGUCACAGAAAGGGACUGCAGCUCUUGUCAGCCUGGCUUCUACAACCUGCAGAGCAGAAGUGGCUGUGAGAGGUGUAACUGCCAUCCAUUGGGUUCCACUAAUGGCCACUGUGAAAUACAGACAGGGCAAUGUGAAUGCCAGCCAGGCAUUACUGGGCAGCGUUGCGAGAGAUGUGAGGCAAACCAUUUCGGAUUUGGUCCUGAAGGCUGCAAACCUUGUGACUGUGACCCGGAAGGUUCUCGAUCUCUCCAGUGCAAAGAGGAUGGUCGCUGUGAGUGCAAAGAAGGUUUUGUGGGGAACCGCUGUGACCAGUGUGAAGAGAACUAUUUCUACAAUCGAUCCUGGCCAGGCUGUCAAGAGUGCCCUGCGUGUUACAGAUUGGUGAAAGAUAAGGUGGUGGAACAGCGGGAGAGAUUGCAGGAGCUUGAAAAUCUUAUAGCCAACAUAGGAACAGGUGAAGAAACUAUAACUGAUCAGGCUUUUGAAGACAGGCUGAAAGAAGCUGAAAGAGAUGUCAUGGACUUGCUUCAGGAUGCCCAAAGCAGCAAAGAUGUAGACCAGGGCUUGAUGGAUCGCCUGCAGGAGAUCAACAGAACUCUGUCCGGCCAACUUGGUCGGUUGAGGAACAUCCAGAACACCGUGGAAGAGACAGAAAAUCUGGCUGGGCAGGCCCAAGCCCGGGUGGACAGCACACAGGAACUGAUUGAAACAGCUUCAGAUAUGCUGCAGAGAGCAAAGGUUGCAGUUGCUAAUGUGUCUAUUACUCCACCAGAAUCAACCAGUGACCCCAACAACAUGACUCGCCUGGCAGAAGAAGCCCGCCAGCUAGCUGCUCGGCACAAGCAAGAAGCAGAUGACAUUGUUCGUGUAGCUAAAGAAGCAAAUGAUACGUCGACACAAGCAUAUAAGCUGCUCUUGGAUACCCUGGCAGGAGAGAAUCAGACCAUGAAUGACAUCGGUGACCUUAAUAGGAAGUAUAACCAGGCAAAAGACAUUUCCCGAGAUCUAGAAAAGCAGGCAAACAAAGUCCAUGCAGAUGCUGAGGAGGCUGGGAAUAAGGCGCUGCAGAUCUAUGCCAACCUCACCAGUCUGCCAUCUAUAGACUCUGAGGAGCUAGAGAAUGAGGCGAAUAAGAUCAAGAAGGAAGCCAGAGAACUGGAUCAACUCAUUAACAGGAAGCUGAAGGAUUAUGAGGAACUAAGAGAAGACAUGAAAGGGAAAGAGCAGGAAGUACAGAACCUUUUGGAGAAGGGCAAGACUGAACAGCAGACUGCUGACCAGCUCUUGGCUCGAGCAGAUGCUGCCAAGGCUCUGGCUGAAGAAGCCUCCAAGAAGGGGAGCAACACACUCCAGGAGGCCAAUGACAUUCUCAACAACUUGAAAGACUUCGACAAGAGAGUGAAUGAUAACAAGACUGCAGCUCAGGAGGCUCUAAGGAGAAUACCUGCCAUUACCCAGACCAUCUUGGAGGCCAACAAUAAGACACGGCAAGCGGAAUUGGCACUAGGCAAUGCUGCUGCGGAUGCCAGAGAAGCAAAGAACAAAGCUGCUGAUUCUGAGAGAAUUGCUAAUUCUGUGCAGAAGAACGCUGCUUCAACAAAAGCUGAUGCUGACAAGACCUUCUCCACUGUUGCUGAGCUGGACAAAGAAGUGGGUGACAUGUUGCAGCAGCUGGAUGCAGCAGAGAAAGAGCUAAAGGCGAAACAGGAAAGCGCUGAUCAAGAUAUGAUGAUGGCAGGAAUGGCUUCAGAGGCAGCUCAGGAAGCAGAAGCCAAUGCAAGGAAAGCCAAGACCUCUGUUAGCAGCUUGCUGAGCAUGAUUAAUGACCUCCUUGAGAAGCUAGGGCGUGUGGAACCUGUGGACUUGAGCAAACUGAAUGAGAUUGAGGAUACUUUGAACACUGCCAAAAACCAGAUGAGGGACAGCAAUUUGGACCGGAAAGUCUCUGAUCUGGAGAAGGCAGCUGAAAAGCAAGCCAGUGCCAUCAAUGAAUAUGACAGGGACAUUAACACCAUUAGGAAAGACAUUAGCAAUUUAGAGGACAUCAAGAAGACCUUACCAACUGGCUGUUUCAACACCCCGUCUAUUGAAAAACCCUAAGGAUGUGCUAAAGGCAGGGGGGGACGUUCCCUCAAUGACUGGUGGAGCAGUUCUUUUGGCUGUGGAGUGCCUUAAUUCCUAGGUUAUCUUCUUCAGGACCCCCACCUCAUCUCCCACACAGCUAUCAGUUCUUUCUUUCCCAUUUCAAGGGAGAAAAUUGCAAGUUUCUGAAUAAACACAAAUUAAAUAUCCAGCCUUCGGGCAUCAGAAGGGUUUAAAGAUAUGAAAUGUAUACACUCCCUUGCUCAAAACACUCCAUUUUCUCCUCUUCUCCCAGAAAAGACUCCCCUUUGAUUUGCAUAAUGAUGUGAAAUAUUAUGGACUGUUGUGCUGAAUUACAGAAAGGGCUAUGAGAACUGAUACAUAGUGGGGGCAGUCACAGGCGUCUCCUUUUUUCACACACACACACACACACACACACACACACACGUAUCUCUCUCCCAUACCCCAUCUCACAAUUUCUCUGUUCUUUUUGUUUCUAUGAAGGAAAAUGUUUGGCUACCAAAGUAUUAAAUUGUAACGGCCAGUAUAGCUACAAUUUGUAAGAAAUGCUGAUGGCCAUCAGAAAAGAAGAAAAAGUCAACUUGAUUAAACCACCACUUUGGUAGCCAGCUGCCAAUUUUAAAGAAACUUUCUAGAGUGCAAUAUGUAUAUGUAUAUCUUGAUUCUGAGAAACAGUUUUCUCAGAAAUGUUUUAGGGGAGUCAUGAGGAAGGAGUGGUGUGUUAGGUCUCCAUGGUGCUAUACCUUGGCCUGCCUUCAUGAGAACACAGGCAGAAAUUUUAAUUCUUCAAGACAGAAGGAUCUACCUGUGAUCAGAAUUGUUCCUGUCACCAGCCAGUCACUAGUAAUAUUCAAGAGGUAUCUUCCAGGGACAGAUAAUUUAAUAUGAACAGAUUCUGUCUUUCUCUCUUGGGGGCAGGGGAAGCCCCUGAAUCAGACUUUUUCUCUCCCCCCCCCCCCUUUUGAAAGAAACAUCCACUAUCCAGAGAGUACUUUUUUUGCUAGACUUGCCUGUGAAAUUUGAAGUCAACAUAAUCUUCUCUGGUAGAAAAUAAACUCAAAAUGUUUGCAGAGUUCUCUUUCUGCCGAUUGAAUCAUAUCAUUUUGCCAUGGUAGGUUUACCUCUUGUGUAAAAGAGGAGUAAUGACAAAAUAUAGCUGAUCCAUCUUUCUAGGAAAAAUAAUUGGUCAGACCUAAUUCUAGGGGUAAAUAACUCCCAAGAGUUCACAGUAUUUACUAACUGAGCUGGUGGUUGCUUGGUAUGAAUUUCUGCCCCACUCAGAAUGCCCCCUCUCCCACUUGGAUUAAGCUUCCUUGUGGGGGGAAGAAUUCUUCCACGUUGUCUCUCUUCUCCACCCCCACUCUCCCUUUUAAUCCUGAACUGGAGGAAAUUAUCUGCCUCUGCGGUUUCCUCAAGAGAAAGGCCUGAUGCUUCCCCCCCCCCUGCCUUUUGAGAUCUGCAUAUACCCACCCUUAAACACUAUGCAACUUUGUACGUUUGCGUAGAGGGGAAGAAAUUUAUUAUCUGACACACACACUGGUGCUAUUAAUUAUUUCAAAUUUAUAUUUUUGUGUGAAUGUGGGAUUUUGUGUCUUUUUUUUAUUAUGAUUAUAGUGUGAGGAAAAGUCUGUUUCUCUCUCUCUUGCCCCUCUCCAGCCUUCCCCAUGUAAAUAUGCUUGGCCUUGCUUCCAGAGUGGCUGUUCUCUCAUGGCUUCCUCUUAACCGCCACACUGCGUACAUCCUCUUCUCCUCCAGUUUAUUAUUCCUUUGGCAGUGAGGGUCACUCCCAUACUGGUAGCUAAUAGUAUUCCAUUUCUCUGCAUUGACAGCCGAGAGGCAAGUUGCCCUUCUCCUCCUCUUCUAAAGCCACUUGACACCUAAAGGAUUCAGAGGGGUGUAGCUCACGAUGCCUAGGGCCAUUUUGGGUGAUACUUUGCCCUGGGAGACUCUGCCUGGGCUGAAAUGGGGAGCAGGCCUCCAACUUGUGCGCCUCCUCUGCCCCACACCUCCUUCCUCCACUGUGAGCAGAAAUGGGAGAACCAGAAUACAGGCAGAUACAGAGUUCUCUCAGCGGACUUUGGCCUGCACAGAGGGUACAGGGAGGAGACCCACAGGCCUGAGGCCUCCUUCCCAUGACUCCUGCUUGGGGGGGUGAAGGCAUCACCCAAACUGGCCCUUUGUUUGUGGUCUUGGUAUUAUGAAUGGUUAUAGGCUUCCUGCUGGCUCUGAAGAGGAAAUGUGACAUGGGCCUAGUUCUUACUCGGGUGGUUUAACCUAUGUCUGAGCUGGUACCAUAUCUCCAUGCAGUUUUGUUUUUGUUUUUCAAUAGAAAAACUUUUCUCUCAGACGUGGCUACAUAUAGGGAAAUUAAGGAGCAUUCAAUCAUGGGAGCCAUUUACGGAAGGGGUGCCAGCCGGCCACAUACUUUCCACCCCAAUGAGAGCUAGACCAUUACUGUAGAUUUAGUAGCAGGUCUCUCUGAAUACAGGGAGAUAGGCAAAAUUGCUUUGGCCUUGGUUUUUACGGCACCUCCAGGGCCAGAGAGAGAUGUUCCAGCCAGAUCUUAAUUUUACCCAAGCAACUUCUUCAACAGUUUACAUAAAGCCGACUUGCAUGCAUACAGGCAAACAGAACCGAAAGCCAUGAAUUGGAAAUGGCUUUUUGCUGUGGCAUGUCACACUUGACUUCAGUAUUUUUUAGAUGGCUGGAUCUUAACGGUAUCUCCUCUCUGCCAAAUAGAAGGGGAUGAUUACAGUUCACUCCUUGGUGUGCUUCUAGUCCUUUCCUUGCCUUUCUAGUAUUCCCCCCCCCCUUUCUCUUAAACAGGUUUUAACAGAUUUUUUUUAUUUUUAAAUAAAUAAAUAAAAAGGCCUUUAUAAGAAUUUACAAAUAUUGCGUUAACAGCUAUUAUCACGUUUGUAUAGGUCCAAGUUAUUUCUUUGCAUAACAAAAUGAUGCAACAGCUGUUCACGGGAGACACCUGCUGAAGAGUUCCCUUCAUUUUAUUUUUUAUUCUCAACUGUGAGCACCUCAAAAAGUGCCUUCACUCCAGUUUUAGACUUAAAUCUGUGGUCUUGCUGUCUGGGGGCAGUGAACAAAAACAACAAAAAUGCAACACUUGGCAGUUUUAUGUAUAAAACAGUAUUUCUUAUUUAUAAUAAAGACUGAAUAUUUGUAACCCCUCA